GUACGACAUAAAAACGACAAUAUACUUUACGUCCCCCAAAUAUUGCGACAGUGACGUAUUCCAUAACGUUGUUACAAACAAAAUGGCGUCCGGCAGUGGGUCCAGUGGUGGAGGUAAUAGCAGCAAGAAUGAUUUUCGACGAAAGUGGGACAAAGAUGAGUAUGAACAACUGGCUCAAAAACGUCUCGAUGAGGAACGGGACAAAAAAGAUGGCAAGCCAGCGCCCCCAGUCAAGCGGGAGCUCCUGCGACACAGGGACUACAAGGUGGACCUCGAGUCCAAGCUGGGUAAAACCAUUGUUAUCACCAAGACCACACCACAGGCUGAGAUGGGCGGGUACUACUGCAAUGUGUGUGAUUGUGUUGUGAAGGAUUCCAUCAACUUCUUGGACCACAUCAAUGGAAAGAAACACCAGAGGAAUCUGGGAAUGUCCAUGCGCGUAGAGCGAUCCUCAUUGGACCAGGUGAAGAAACGAUUUGAAGUUAACAAGAAGAAGAUUGAGGAGAAGCAGACAGAAUAUGAUUUUGAAGAGCGCAUGAAAGAGCUUCGAGAAGAGGAGGAGAAAGCAAAGGCUUACAAGAAGGAGAAGCAGAAGGAAAAGAAGCGUAAAGCUGAGGAGGAUCUUUUUGAGGAGGAUGAUGAAAUGGCUGCUGUGAUGGGAUUCUCGGGGUUUGGUUCCUCAAAGAAAGGCAAAUGACCUAAAGACUUUACACAUUUCUUUACACUCUACAACCUUUCCCUUUUGGCUGAUCAAAGUAAACUUUGCUGUCUGUAGUAUUCUAUCAGCCUGUUCCCAGAUGUGCUUAAGCUAGCUACUUGUUGUCAUGAGCACAACAAAAGGGUUGGCUAUAGAGCAAACCGUUCUGCCACCAGGUUGGUAUCCUAUGACUCAUCAUAUCCCCCCCCCCCCCCCAUUCUAUUCCCAAACCAGCCUCCCCCAAAAACUAAACGCAUGCUGUACAUAGUCUGAGGAGUCCCUGAAACUGCUAGGUUUGUGGUUGAUAGUAAUACAAUUAGUAAUUUAUUGGGACUUUUAUAUCUGAAUUUAGGGUAAAUGUCCACAGAUGUUUUAAAAAAAAAAAGAAGAAUAAUCAUAACUUACAACAGGUUCCCAUUGACCUUGAAGAUUAUUUUGUGUGUUCAUUUGCCUACAUUCCACUAGUUGCACUACCUGUUUUUUCACGCAAAUAUAGUGGAUGUUUAUCUACUCAAAGAUGUCAGUUAUUGGACAGUGCAUUUAAUUUUAUUUGCCUUUUCAACUGUUCGGCCCCCAAAUAACAACCUCGUAACUAAAUGCUUCCCUAGUAAAUUACACCUAGAAACAUGGGGCAAUUGUGUGUAGUAGUGUUUGCCUUACUCAAGACAUCUGUGAUUCAUACAAUAAAUUGUUUGACUUUGUAAA
Molecule: messenger RNA, 1402 nt
Organism: Salmo salar (Atlantic salmon)
Lineage: Eukaryota; Metazoa; Chordata; Actinopteri; Salmoniformes; Salmonidae
Gene: zmat2
Product: zinc finger, matrin-type 2
Biological process (GO): mRNA splicing, via spliceosome
Cellular component (GO): U4/U6 x U5 tri-snRNP complex; spliceosomal complex
Molecular function (GO): nucleic acid binding; zinc ion binding
Source: RefSeq, a predicted model, not a curated record